This is a messenger RNA of Myotis myotis, 1268 nucleotides long. RefSeq names its product asialoglycoprotein receptor 2 (gene ASGR2). The coding region runs from base 212 to 1120 and encodes 302 amino acids. Lineage: Eukaryota; Metazoa; Chordata; Mammalia; Chiroptera; Vespertilionidae. Gene Ontology annotation, molecular function: signaling receptor activity. The transcript is spliced from 9 exons. The record is from RefSeq and is a predicted model, not a curated record.
GAGAUGCCAGGUUACAGCCACUUGGACAUUCAGACACACGGCUCAGGGCCCUCACCUGGACCAGCCCCCUCCCCUCCUCUGUCCUGCUAGCAGCACCUGUCCCGCUUCUCCUGGCUCCAGCUCCUCCUUAGCCUCGGGGCCUGGGCUGCCUGAGGGACCGGGAGUAAGCCCUCCACACCUUUAGCAGGUGCAGCUCGGCCCUGGACCCAGCAUGGAGAAGGACUUCCAAGACAUCCAGCAGCUGGACCCCGAGGAAAAUGACCACCAGCUGGGCAGGGGCGAGGGGCCAGGCCCUCAUGGACACAGUCCUGGGAGAGAGGAUGCAUUUUGGAAAGGAGCGCCCCCUCCCCAGCCCCUUCUGCUGCGGACUCUCUGCUCCAGCUUCUGGCUCAGCCUGCUGGUCCUGGGCUUCAACGUCCUGCUGCUGGUGGCCGUCUGCGUGAUCGGGUCUCAGAGAGCACAGAUGCAAAGGGAGUUUUGGGCCCUAAAAGACGCUUUCAGCAACUUCUCCGCCAGCACCCUCGCCGAGAUCCAGACGCUCAGCUUCCAUGGAGGCAGCACAGGUGACAAAGUGACAUCUCUGGAAGCCAAGCUGGAGAAACAGCAGCUGGAGCUGAGAGCAGAUCACACCACCUUGCUCUUUCACCUGAAGCACUUCCCAGCUGACGUGCGCAUCCUGUCCUGUCAGAUGGCCUUCCUGCGAAGCAACGGCACGGAAUGCUGCCCGGUUAACUGGCUGGAGUAUGAAGGCAGCUGCUACUGGUUUUCUCGCUCUGGAUUGACCUGGACCGAGGCCGAGAAGUACUGCCAGCUGGAGAACGCCCACCUGGUGGUCAUCAACUCCAGAGAGGAGCAGAGAUUCAUUGCACAGCACUCGAGCCCCUUUCACACCUGGAUAGGACUCACUGAGAUCGAUGGCUCCUGGAAGUGGGUGGACGGCACAGACUAUGGGAACAGCUACAGGAACUGGGCCUUUGGUGAACCAAACAACUGGCAGGGGCACGAGGAGGGCGGAAAUGAAGACUGUGCCGAACUCCGGGAUGAUGGGCGCUGGAACGACGAUUUCUGCCUGCAGGUGCAGCGCUGGGCGUGCGAGAUGACUCGCAACAUCACCGGCUAGGAGCCCUGACCCCAGCAGAUCUCCACCUGCACCCCAACCCUACCCUGCUCCCAGCGUCUCUACUGGGGACUUGGAAGAAAGGAAGAACAGGCAGAGGCAUUGGGAGGAGCUGAGGGAAGAUGGAACAGAAUGGUUUCAGAAUCUCAGA